AUGGACAAGUGCGCGUCAGCUAUUACCGGGCAAGGCCCGGCAGGAAUCGGAGCGAGAAGGAAAGCGAGACGAGAGACGAGAGACGAGAGGGUCAAAGAGGACGAAGACGGGAAGUCAACUGUGCGAAAGAGGGAAGACAAGACCGAGAAGGCAAAACGGCCAAUUUCGACGAAAUCGAUAUCCAAAUCCGCGCAUGGGUUGUUUCCCGUUUCCCAUGUAUGCUGGACAAAUGACUAG
This is a messenger RNA of Sporothrix schenckii 1099-18, 237 nucleotides long. RefSeq lists its product as uncharacterized. The coding region runs from base 1 to 237 and encodes 78 amino acids. Lineage: Eukaryota; Fungi; Ascomycota; Sordariomycetes; Ophiostomatales; Ophiostomataceae. The record is from RefSeq and is a predicted model, not a curated record. The transcript has a single exon.